AUGGCUGUGGACUCUACUGGGGGAAGUCCUAGCCGAAGCAAGCGUGCUCGUGAACCUGGUGAAGGGCGUGAAGCUCGCCCACGGGGUGCUGCCCAAGGACGUGCUUUCUCUCCUGGGGGUGAUCAACCUGUUACUUCUCGGGAGUUUCGGGACUUGCUCAACCAGCAUCUACAUGCUAUCACUCGGUCAUGGCAGGAAAUGGAUGGCCGGGUUGGUGCAGUUGAAGAACGCCUUGACCAUGGAAAGAAGGAAUCGGCCAUUCUAAUUUCCAGGGUGACUCAAGUUGAGAGGAAAGAGGCGGACCUCGAGGUCAAGGUGACUGAACUUUCCCGGACAGUAGCUGCUAUGCAGAACGGGGGCGAGAAACCAGCGCAGGCGGGUGGCCCACCUUGGGGCGAAGGAAGUCUGGACCCAUGGGCCCAAUUUCGUGCUCGAAAAGGCUCUGCUUUUCCCGCGGCUGCUGCUGCAACAGAAGGCCCUCCUCGUGGGGGACGUGAAGAACUUUCUGAUGAUGACAAGAAGACCCUGAUCAUUGGGGGGUGGAUGCCUGACAGCCGACGACAACUCAUCAUCGACGAGGGCAAGGGCUUCCUUGAAAGGGACGAGAUCAAGAACGAUCUGGACCAGACCGAGCUCACGGUGUGGGGACCACGGAGGGCCUUCGCCGUCUUGAAGUUCAAGCAGCGGGAUGGAGAAGAAAUCCGGGAUGUUCGCAACCGAAUGUGGAAGAUCAUCCAGAAUCUCCGUGCCACUCCCCAUCGUUUGCCGUCUACGGCAGGCAGUGAUGGCUUGGGACGACCGAUGUGGGCACAGUUCACCAAAACACGGGAGGCAAGGAGGAGAGCGUCGCACGGCUCCAUGCUACGCCGGGUGUGUACAAACCUCGUCAAGGAUGCAGAGAUCUCGAAGGAAGCCCACAACAUUUCUGCUAAAGAGGAUGGGGCGUACGAUAUUGACUGGACCUCUGGGACGGCAUGGCAUGGGGAACUCAAACUUGGGUCGAGCUCGCAUCGGGCCCCCAAAGGAGACAGUGUCAAGCUUCUCAGUUCGGGGUGGGUUGACAUCAUGGCGGUGGCACGUGCCACUGGCGUCCAGUUUGACAUCGCCCUUGGGGCGAUUGAACGGGUUGAUGCUGUUUCGGGAACACUUGACUUUCUCACGGUCCAGGAGAUGCCCAGAGCUGAAGAAGGAUGGGGUGAAGAAAUGACUGACAGCUUCGUUUGGCUCUCGCAUCGAAGUCCUAGCCAAUGGCGGGGAGUUGGGGUCGGUAUAUCACAAGACAUCUUUGACUGUUGCACUGACAAGGUCUGCUUCGACAAGGGUGCUGCUUGGCUUGUCAAGUUUCGGAAUAGCAGACGUCUUGUUCUGGCUUCCCUCCACCUACCGACUGGGGUGCCCACUCGACUAUACCAUGCUGCUGUUCAAGACUUUCGUGCACGCAUUCGCCGGUGGCAUCCUGAUGUUCCUUGCUUCCUUGGGGUGGAUGUUAAUGAGGUUGUUGAUUGGACCCAUGCAGAUGAGAACGAGGACGACACUGGCGUGAGAGCUGGGGCGAAGAUUGAUAAGUUUCUUGAGGCCACAGAGGAUCUACGUUGCCGGUUGGUUGCACCGGUCCUCCAACAUCGCUGGAGUCCUACCCACUUCCCACGGGAUGAAAGUCGAGAGGGACGUCACAUUGAUGCUAUCCUUGUUCGUCAACUACAUGCUGGCCCGGUGCGUGUCAAUGCUGACGUUCGCAUCCACAUCAACACCGACCAUGCACGGCUUGAAUGUGAUCUUGAUGUGCAGGCUACCUCCUGGGGGAGUUGGAUCGAUUCUCGGCCUCGCUGGGUCAAGCCUGGGGCGCUCAUCUCUGAACCGCAUAGUUGGGACGACGUCGUCGCCAUGGCAAAGAAAUGCACGGAACCACGACAGAAACAUAAGUAUGUCGACUCUGAUGAAAUACGUGAUGCCACCGAGAGAGCAAAGGCGUGUCGGGGCCCUGCGGCCAAGGCUCUUUGGAAUGGAGUACAUCGUCUACGACGCCGCGCUCGUCGUGCCUGGAGGCUUGCCCGCUCUGGAAGGAUACUUGCAGGAGAUUGGCAUGCCUAUAGGGAGGCCAAGGCAGAGUCCAAGAGAAGAUGCUGGUGGGGUGGUCUCCUUCGGGAUCGGAGUGCACAAGACCUUGCCGAUGCCGUGACGGAGCACCUCGAGAGCAAAGUCAGUGAUCCCCUUGCAACUUGGCAUGCCGAGCUUGAUGAACGCCUCCAAAACAUCACUUGUUGCCCAGCGCACUUUGCACCUAUUUCAAGCGAAGAGGUUGGGGCGGCACUCCUGAAAAUGAGAGCGAGGUCUGCACUUGGACCAGAUGGGGUGAGUGUCGACUUGCUGAAGGUCAUUUUCGCUGAAUGCCCUGAUGCCCUUCUUCGCCUCCUGAAUGAAACACUCUUCACAGGGGCGAUACCUGAGAAGUGGGGUGAGUCUUUACUUGCUCUACUUCCGAAGGUUGCUUGUCCGCAGGCUGCUCGUGAGCUACGCCCCAUAGCUAUGUCUUGCAGUGGGAUGAAGCUCUUGUCGAAAAUUGUCAUGAACCGCACUUUUCGUCGCCUUCGUGAACACUCGCCCUGGUCAGCGUGUGGGCAAAAUCGUGGCACUGCAGACCUACAUGGAGCUAUGGGGCGACUUCGUGACAUGACACGAGAAUGGAGAUUGGGUGUACUUGUUGUCAAGCUCGACAUUGAAGGGGCGUUCGACUAUGUGAACCGAAGGAGCGUCGCCGAUUUCAUUCAGACCAGACUCAGUAGUGCGGAAUAUGGCUUCGAACAACGUUUUCUACUACGACUUCUUGAUGAGAACCUACUUCGGGGUGUUUCGCCAGGUGGUGGCUCUGUCCGUGUUAAGUGCAAUCGUGGUAUUCGUCAGGGUUCGCCUGAGUCGGCAGAGAUUUUUGGGAUGUUGAUCUCUGAUGUCGUCAAUCGUCUCAAGCAUGCUGGCCAGUGGAAAGAUCCGGUGGGCAAGCUACGGGAUGUGCCGGCAGAUGUUGGGACGUACCAAGAUGACAUCUUCGUUUGGUCCGACACGGCAGGAAUCUUGGAGAAGAACAUUGCUCGGGUUGCUGCAGAACUUCGUCACCUUGGCCUGAAGCUGGCAGUUCAGAAGACAUGCGUCAUCGCCAGUAAGUACUACAAGGGACGUCGUGUCAUCAAAGUUGAUGGGACGGAUAUCCCAGUGCAAGAAAGUGGAAGUGCAGUGCGUGUUCUUGGCCUUGACUAUGAUCUCGAUGCUCCUGCCGCCUCACAAGCACGCGAGCUUCAUGGCAGAGUCUGGGGUGCUUUUCAUGACAAUAAGGCAUUCAUCUGUGGGCCUGGCAGCUGGCAGGAGAAACACCGAUUGGUGCAGAUGCUGGUGGAAGGUAGUUGGUCCUGGUCGGCUGGGGCGGUUCAUUGGGAAAAGGCUGAACUUCAGAUGAUGAAUAGUACCCAACUACGUGUUCUACGGCUUGCCUUUGGAAUCCGCCGCCUUUCUGGUGAAGACUGGGUCUGCUACAAUGCGCGCUCGCUGCGCCAAGUGCGUCUUUGGCUGGCACAGACCGGGGCGGAGAGGUGGAGUACUAAGGUGCUACGCUUGCAGUUUCAGUUGGCUGGCCACUGGAUGCGCCAGGUCGAAGAUGAGGAUGGCAAGCCCGGUCUGGCGGGGCGUAUGAUGUUGUGGAGGUCCAUGUCGUGGUGGAACCACGAAAAAAGUCUCACGUCUGGGGCGCGACAUCCAAUGCGAUUUCGGGCUGCCAACCUUGAGCGAUCGCUUGCUUCUUGUCUGGGCGAAAAGUGGUAUGAUGCCACAUACAACCGUGAGGGGUGGAAGCAGCUACUGCCCAUGUGGAUUGCACAUGCUGAUGUUGCCUGGGACGAAAUCCUUCAUCUUCGGCUUCUUCGUGCCUUGGACAUUAUGCUGAUCAAGAUCCGGGCCCUGGUCCUGCUCGAUGGGACGAUUCUGCACAUCAUGAUGGUUCCACACAAUUUGCUGAUCGUGAUCCUGGCCCUGGUCCUGCUCGAUGGAACGAUUAUGCACAUCGUGAUGGUUCCCCACAACAUGCUGAUCGAGAUCAUGGCCCUGGUCCUGCACAUGGUGGAGAUUCUGCACUACAUGGUGGUUCGUCUGGAAUGGAUCGGCCGCGCACUUCGUCGUCGUCUUCUACAACUGGACAACAUGCUGGACGUGAACAUCAUGCUGAUGCUGCUCUAUGGGAUGAUCCGGCACGUCGUGGACGUUGGACUGUGGAACACUGGUGGGAUGCGACAGGGUGGCAAGGGACUGGACAAAAUUGGCAGCAAGACAAUGGCUGGUGGGAGCAUGGGGAUUGGACGUCUUGGUCACCGUGGUCUGACUGGGGCAAUAAUGUGCGUGAACAACAUGGUCGUCCUCAUGGCUUCUAUCGUCACGGUGUCUAUGUCGACCGCCAAAGGGACGAGACAGAACAACGUUUUCACACUGGAGGUCAAGGACAACAACGCCAGAGCCGACGACAGGAGAGGAUGA
Molecule: messenger RNA, 4515 nt
Organism: Symbiodinium sp. CCMP2592
Lineage: Eukaryota; Dinophyceae; Suessiales; Symbiodiniaceae
Source: the annotation of a GenBank genome assembly